Cinclus cinclus is the source of this 576-nucleotide messenger RNA. It is a transcript of the gene TSR2, whose product is annotated as TSR2 ribosome maturation factor. Lineage: Eukaryota; Metazoa; Chordata; Aves; Passeriformes; Cinclidae. Gene Ontology annotation, biological process: maturation of SSU-rRNA from tricistronic rRNA transcript (SSU-rRNA, 5.8S rRNA, LSU-rRNA). The record is from RefSeq and is a predicted model, not a curated record. Gene Ontology annotation, cellular component: nucleus. The coding region runs from base 1 to 576 and encodes 191 amino acids. The transcript has 5 exons.
AUGACUCGGGAGCGCUCGGUGCCUUUCGCUCGCGGGUUCGGCGCUCGACCCCGCGGUCUGCGCAGCGCCGGCAUGGCGACCCCCGGGCUGGAGGCGCGGGCACUGUUCGCGGAGGGGGUGCGGGCAGUGCUGGGGGGGUGGGCGGCGCUGCAGCUGGCCGUGGCGCAGGGUUUCGGGGGGCCGCAGGGUGCCGAAAAGGCCGCGUGGCUCAGCUCGGCGCUGCUCGACUUCUUCACCCAGAACGCUGACCUGGAGCAGGAGGAGGUGGAGGAUUUCUUGGCCGAGGUGAUGGACAACGAGUUCGACACGGUGGUGGAGGAUGGCAGCCUGCAGCAGGUGAGCCGUGAGCUGGUGACACUUUUUGCCCGGGCACGGGGUGGGGAUGUGGGGGGUGUGGGGGCGGCCCUGGGGGCUCUGGCUCGCCGUGGCCCCGCCCUGGCCGCCGCCCUGGCCAGCGCCCGCCCGGGGGGAGACCCCCACAGCCCCCCUGGGACCCCCCCCGCAGCGAUGGAGUGCGGGUCACCCCCACCCCCCUCGGACGGCUGGACCGUGGUGCAGCGGCGGCGGCGGCCAUGA